AUGCCCACCCCAGACAACUGGGCCCUGUGCUUAAGCACACCUAAGCACAAUGGCAACUCCAACACUGGCAAUGGAACAUGGUCAAGAGGUAGUAUCCCAUCUUUUCAUGCUUCCUUGCUAGGAAGAGAGUCUGCAAGACCAGAUCAGGUGACUUUUGAAGAUGUGUCUGUGGGUUUCACAAAGGAGGAAUGGGCCCUCUUGGAUCCUGGCCAAAGAGCCUUGCACCAGAAAGUCAUGGAGGAGAAUUUAGGAAUCAUUUCCUCUCUGGAAACGACACCAUUUAAAUGUUUGGAAAAUAGAAAGACUUUCAGUUGGAAGGAAAAGCUCCCCUGCCGUCAAGCAAUUCACCCAGGAGAGACACCUUUUGAAUACUUGUCUGGAGGGAGCUUCCUUCAGAAGAAAAACCUUAGUAAUGAAAAUCUUAUUCCUCAUCAGGAAGCUCAUGCACGAGAAAGACCAUUUCAGUGCUUGGAGUGUGGAAAGAGUUUUACUCAGAAGAUAGGUCUCACCUAUCAUCAAGCUAUUCAUACAGGGGAAAAGCCAUUUAAAUGCUUGGAGUGUGGAAAGAGUUUCACUCAGAAGACAGUUCUUGUCUGUCACCAGGCAACUCACACAGGAGAAAGACCUUUCCAGUGCUUAGAGUGUGGAAAGAGCUUCAGUCAGAAGACAAACCUUGUUCGUCAUCAGGCAGCUCACACAGGAGAGAAACCAUUUCAGUGCUCGGAGUGUGCAAAGAGCUUCACUCGAAAAGAAUACCUCGUUCUUCAUCAGGCAGUUCAUACAGGGGAGAAGCCAUUUCUAUGCUUGGAGUGUGGAAAGAGCUUUAGUGAGAAGAGAAACCUUUACACGCAUCAAAGAUGUCACACUGGGGAGAAACCAUUUCAGUGCUCAGAGUGUGGAAAGAGCUUCAGGCAGAAGGCAGUCCUUGUUUGUCAUCAGGCAACUCACACAGGAGAGAAACCAUUUGAAUGCUCAGACUGUGGAAAAAGCUUCAGUCAGAAGACGAACCUUGUUCGUCAUCAGGCAGCUCACACAGGAGAGAAACCAUUCAAAUGCUCAGAGUGUGGAAAAAGCUUCAGUCGUAAGACAAUCCUGACUUUUCAUCAGUCAACUCACACAGGGGAGCAACCAUUUAAAUGCUUGGAGUGUGGGAAGAGCUUUAGACAAAAGAGGAACCUCACUAAUCAUCAAAACUGUCAUACUGGGGAGAAGCCAUUUAAAUGCUUGGAAUGUGGCAAGGCUUUUAGUUGGAAGAAAAGUUUAAUUCAUCAUCAAGUAACUCACGCAGGGGAGAAGCCAUUUAAAUGCUUGGAGUGUGGAAAGAGUUUUAACUGGGAGAAAAGCCUAGAUUUUCAUCAGGCAACUCACAUGGGUAGAAAAACAUUUAAAUGCCUGGAAUGUGGGAAAUGUUUCUCUCUUAAGAGCAGCCUCACUCGUCAUCAGGUAACUCACACAGGAGAGCAACCAUUUAAAUGUUUGGAGUGUGGAAAGUGCUUCAUUUGGAAGAAUAGCUUAAUUUAUCAUCAAGUAACUCAUUCAGGGGAGAAGCCAUUUAAAUGCUUGGAGUGUGGGAAGAAAUUCAGUUUGGAGAAAAGCCUCAUUUCCCAUCAGGCAAUCCACACAGGUGUAAAAGCAUUUAAAUGCCUGGAGUGUGGGAAAUGUUUCUAUCUUAAGAGCAGCCUCACUCGCCAUCAGGUUAUUCACACAUGAGAGAAACUGUUAAAUUGUUUACAGUGUGGAAAAAGCUCAGUUUUGCAAAAUAGCUCAAUUUAUCUAUUUAUUUACACCAUUUCUGCCCCGCCCUUCUCACCCCCGAGGGGGGACUCAGGGCGGCUGACACAGGCAGCAAUUUGAUGCCACAAUAUCAAUAAUAACAAUGUAAAAUCAAAAUACAUAGCAGAUUAAAAACAGUAACAUUAAUUAUAAUCACAUAAACACAUAGUCACAUAGCUGCUUCCAAUUGUCGUAACAGUCGCCCUGCAAGUCACACACUGGAAUUAUUAGUGUGGGAAUGAAUAAUGUCAAGAGAUCCAUUUCACUUCUCACCAUGCAGUUGAUGCAGGGGAAUAAUUAUUUAAUUCUUCAGAAUUCAAGUCAAGCUAGGGGAUAUUCUCACAUUUUCUGUUAUGAAAUAUCAAAUGAAACAUAACUUACAAUAUGUUGACAGCUAUCCAUUCAUGCAUUCUGGUGAUUGGAAAUAUUUCUGGUGGUAUGGUAGAGGCUCCUUCUUUGGAAGCUUUUAAACAGACUGGAUGGCCAUCUGUCGGGAGUGCUUUGAAUGUGAUUUUCCGGCUUCUUGGCAGAAUGGGGCUGGACUGAAUGGCCCAUGAGGUCUCUUCCAACUUUAUGAGUCUAUGAUUCUAUCAUGUAUAUUCAGGGUAAGAAAUACAUGCUUUUUUCAAAACAUGUUUAGAACUCAGAGGUGUUUUUAUGCUAUAUUAAAGGAAUAUUUUUGCACUG
Anolis sagrei ordinatus is the source of this 2460-nucleotide messenger RNA. NCBI's taxonomy places the organism in Eukaryota, Metazoa, Chordata, Lepidosauria, Squamata, Anolidae. The record is from RefSeq and is a predicted model, not a curated record.